GGGGGUCUUUGUUUUUGUGCACGCUUCCUUGCUUCCCCUCUCGCUCACGUCUACAAUCCUUUCGAUCACCGCACUCCUCUCUCGCACCCUCACUCGUCGUUUCUCUCUCUUUGCCUGUUGCGGCGCAUCGUAAGGAUCCAUUGUAACACUAGCGCUGCGCGAUCUCACGCGAAUUUUGAAUUUCGAGCACCAGAUUUGAAGCAUUGCGGCACUCGUUGUGUUGUCCAGAAUAAGAGUCGCGGCAGGAGAGGGACAAUUGUUUUUCUUUUUUCUUUUUUUGUGUAUGCGAGGAGCCUUUGGAAACGUGUGCGGUCGAAGCUUUGGUGUAGGAUUUGAGAGAGAAGGGAAGGAUAAGAAAAUUCUGGCCUCUGCUUAAGAAAUCAUCAGAGAGUGUUGGAACCCGAGCUUGCUAGGGAUUUCGCAUCGUCUGUGUUUAGGGUAGAGAGUGGGAGGAAGGCAUUGCAUGUGAAACAUGAUGGGGAGGAAUCCCAUUGGAGGGUUCUUUUCGGGUGGACUUUUUGGAUCCACCUCCUCGUCUUCUUCACCUCGUGCAGAAUCUUCUCAGGAGCAUGAUGAUGAUGAUGUGACGAACAAGGAGCAGGAAUCCCCAAGAGAGUCGCAAUCAAGUGGCUGGAACUUUGGGGGUUUCAUGAAGACCAUUGCGGAAAAGUCUGGCGGGGUGCUUCAAACAUAUCAACAUGAUUUGAAGGAAUUUGGAAUCGGGUUGAAGAAAGAAACAGAAGUGAUCACGGGGGCCACAGCUCAUGUUGUCAAAGACCUCCCUUCGACCUUAGAAACAGGCGCCACAGUGGCACAAGAGUCACUGGAGACAGUUGGUCAAACUUUAGAGGUCUUUGGGAGCACAGUUUGGAAAGGAACCACAGAAAUUUUUGCACAAGUGAAAGAAGUUCUUACUGUUGAUGAAGAUGCAGAGGGGAAUUCUGGCCUUGAAUCUUAUCUUUCAACGGGGGAUUCAUCAGCUUCACAUUCAAAUACGAAGUACAGCCGUUAUGAGUCCCAGGUGCAUGCAAUGCAGAGAGAUAGCAGCACCUACUACGAUGAACCUGAGGACGAAAAUGAUUUUGCCUCUUGGGUCGCUACCUUCAAUCUGGAUGAUCGAAAAGGAGAGAUUGAACAAAUUCUGGCGACUUCUCCGUUCAUGAAAGAGCUUCAAAAUCAGAUUGUGCCAAGUCUGGUGGAGUAUGACACUUUCUGGACCCGCUACUUCUAUCGCCUUAACAAGCUGCAACAGAUAGAGAAUGCUCGGGUCAAGCUUGUCAAAAGGGCAAUUGAUGGAGAGGAGGAUGAAGAUCUUAGCUGGGAUGUUGAUGAAGAGAAAGAUGAAGAGAUACAGGUAGAUGAACCUGUUGUUCCUGCUGGAACUGUAGUGCAGGAUAAUAAGCCGAAUGAAAUUAUUUUACCUACACGAAGUGUUGAAGAUCCUUUGGUUUCUUCCGCUGAGGAUGUUCAUGAUGAGGAGGAGGUAAAAAGUGAGGGAAGUGCAGGAAGUGAAUGGUUGGUUGUCUCUGAAGGCAAGGGGUCAGGAAGUUCAGAGCCCAAGACAUCACCCUCAUCACCAGUUUCAGAGAGGAAGGAAACUGAGUCCUCUACACCUAAAAAACCUGAGGAUCAUGAGGUGAAUGAAGCUGAACUGGACCAACUUGGAGACCUGAGCCUUGGUGAUGGUGUAGAGGUUCCUGUUCAGAACAAGGAAGAAGAAAAGAAAGUAUCAACUCUGAAAGAUCAUGAUGUAACUAACGAGGAGAAUGAGGAGGAUUGGGGGGAGUGGGAAUAGUCUCAACGUUGAUGAGACUGUUCCUAGCACACCCGAUUUGAUUUUUCUUGGUAGCCUCUUCAUACUGGUGGAGUUCCAUAUGCAUUGCUAUGAAAGCAGUAAACUCUGGUAGAAUGUCUGCCGCUGACUUUCUUAAACUGUAUAGUUGUGAUUAUAUAUGCAUUCCAGUCAAUACUACAAUUUUUAGUACAAUCAUUGUUGCAGUGCGCUGCUCUUUCCAAUUCUAAAGCCUUUAUUUGCGCUUCAAGUAUCUACUAGUGUUAGUGUCUGCGAAAAGCGCUUUUUUCAUUUUGUAAGAGGCUCAAUAAACAUAUUUCCCAAAUUAUGAAUCA
Physcomitrium patens is the source of this 2127-nucleotide messenger RNA. RefSeq lists its product as uncharacterized. NCBI's taxonomy places the organism in Eukaryota, Viridiplantae, Streptophyta, Bryopsida, Funariales, Funariaceae. Gene Ontology annotation, cellular component: cytoplasm. The record is from RefSeq and is a predicted model, not a curated record.